AUCUGAGGAGAGAUCUAAGGUAAGGAACAAACAGGUUCAAUAACUUUCCUAAGAUCACACAGCAUAAAAGUGGUUGAGGCAGAAUUCAUAUUCAGAAAUUAAGAGAGAAGUGCAAAAGGAGAAAUAGAGAAGAGCUAGUGAAGGAAAGACAGAGAAAAGGAGGAGAUAAAGGGAAAGGAGAGAUGAAAGGGAGAGGGAGAAACAUGGGGAAAAGAUGUUCAGAGAAAUUGAGAAAAAGAGACAGAGAAAUAAAAGAAGAAAGGGAAUAGAGAAUGAGAGAUGGAAAGAUAAUGUGCACUGAACCACACUGUGUAUCAAAAACUAAGCACAAUAUUUGAGAUGUACAAUCUUUGAGGGCAAAGGUGGAAUAUAUCUCAUAAUAUUUAGCAAAGUGAUUUUCAUCAUAAAUAUAUAUUGUGUAUAACAUAGAGUUCUAAUCAGAUACAAGAUAUGGAGAUGAUGUGAAGAGGAAGAGAGAAACAGAAAGAAGGAUGGAUAUCAAAGAUUAAAGCAGGUCACUAAAUCUUUUAUUUUGUUUCCCCCCAAAAUACAGCAGGUGAAAAUCUCAUCCUUGAGUAGAAAGGAAUCAAACAAGUCAUACUGCCCCACUUUCUGUCUCUGUACUGGCACUUAGGCUGUUGUGCAAGCCUAAGUCAUACUUUUGAACCAUUCUCCAAAGAGUCAUUGCUCCAGAAACUAUGAUCACAAUUUGCAACGACAGCCACAGUGAUUUCAUUCUCCUGGAAUUCUCUGACAAGCCGUAUUUAGAGCAGAUACUUUUUUGGGUCAUUCUGAUAUUUUAUUGCUUGACAAUUGUAGGAAAUAUGGUCAUAGUUCUUGUCUCCUUGAAGAAUACAAAAUUCCACAUUCCUAUGUAUUUUUUUCUUUCCAACCUUUCCUUGGUAGAUCUCUGUUUCACAAGCAGCUGUGUUCCACAGAUGUUGGUUAAUCUCUGGGGUCCAGAGAAGACCAUAAGCUACACUGGCUGUGCCAUUCAAAUCUAUGUCUUCUUAUGGCUUGGGGCCACUGAAUGUGUCCUUCUUGUGGUCAUGGCUGUGGAUCGCUUUGUGGCAGUAUGUUAUCCACUGCAAUAUACCACUAUCAUGUACCCGAAACUCUGCCUGCAGCUCUCCAUUCUGGCAUGGGGGACUGGUCUGGCUCAGUCUCUGAUCCAGUCCUCUGCCACCCUUCAGUUACCCUUCUGUUCCCACCGGAGAGUGGAUGACAUUGUGUGUGAAGUCCCAGCCCUGAUUCAGCUCUCCAGUGCAGACACCACCUACAAUGAAAUUCAGAUGUCCAUAGCCAGUAUUAUUCUCCUAGUGGUGCCUUUGAUCAUUAUCCUUUUCUCUUAUGGUGCUAUUGGUAAGGCUGUGCUGAAGAUAAAGUCAACUGCAGGGCAGAAGAAAGCAUUUGGCACCUGUACUUCUCACCUUCUUGUGGUUUCCCUCUUCUAUGGCACUGUCACAGCCGUCUACUUUCAACCCAAGAAUCAUUAUGCUCCCGAACAUGGCAAGUUUCUCACCCUUUUUUACACCACAGUAACCCCUACUCUUAACCCCCUUAUCUACGCUUUAAGAAACAAAGAAGUAAAGGGGGCACUAAUAAGAUUAGGGAGGAGGACCUGAGAUUCCAAGAAUAACCAAGGAAGUUGACCUAUGUUGGGCUGUUGCUUAAUCUGUAAAGAUGGAACAACCUCAUCACAAAGAGCUGGAGAUAUAGUUCCUAAUCCUAAAGUAGGAGA
Loxodonta africana (African savanna elephant) is the source of this 1741-nucleotide messenger RNA. Its product is annotated as olfactory receptor 2H2-like. Lineage: Eukaryota; Metazoa; Chordata; Mammalia; Proboscidea; Elephantidae. Bases 699 to 1625 code for a protein of 308 amino acids. Gene Ontology annotation, biological process: G protein-coupled receptor signaling pathway; detection of chemical stimulus involved in sensory perception of smell. Gene Ontology annotation, molecular function: olfactory receptor activity; G protein-coupled receptor activity. The transcript has a single exon. The record is from RefSeq and is a predicted model, not a curated record. Gene Ontology annotation, cellular component: plasma membrane.